This is a messenger RNA of Nelumbo nucifera (sacred lotus), 2004 nucleotides long. RefSeq names its product splicing factor U2af large subunit B. NCBI's taxonomy places the organism in Eukaryota, Viridiplantae, Streptophyta, Magnoliopsida, Proteales, Nelumbonaceae. The record is from RefSeq and is a predicted model, not a curated record. Gene Ontology annotation, cellular component: nucleus. Gene Ontology annotation, molecular function: RNA binding. Gene Ontology annotation, biological process: mRNA processing.
UCGUCCGCAAGCCCUAAAACCGCCAUCGACUCGUUUCGCGGAGAUAGUGAAAGAAGUCGAAUCGAAGAAAAAGAAGUGAAUAUGCCGGACUAUGCUGAAAGAUACGAGGGUAAUGGAGAGGGGUUGAACGAUUACAGCUCUUCACCUCAACAGAGACCCAGUAGCCACGGCGCUCCCGACGAUUACAGCGAUUCCAAAUCUCAGCAUGGUUCUCGUGAUUAUGAGAGGGAGACUUCAAAAAGCAGAGAACGGGAAAGAGAAAAAGGGAGGGAUAAGGACAGGGAGAGGGAUGGAUCCAAGGACAGGGAGAGAGAUCGUGAAAGGGAACGGGACAGAGAUCGUGAUCGUGAUCGGCAUCAUAGAGAUCAUCACAGAGAACGAAGUGAUAGAAGGGAUCGAGGACGGGAUAGAGAUGAUGAUGACAACUAUCAUCGUAGUCGAGACCAUGAUAGGCGCAGAGAUUAUGAUAGAGAUAGAGAGGGACGCCGCAGGCAUAGGUCUCAAUCUCGUUCUCAGGGUAGAUCUGAUCAUAGAUCAAGAUCUCGAUCUCGUUCAAGAUCAAAGAGCAAGCGGAUCAGUGGUUUUGACAUGGCACCUCCUUCAACUGCAAUGCUUGUGGCUGCUGCAGGUCAGGUGCCUGGGACCACUCCAGCAAUUCCUGGGAUGUUUCCAAACAUGUUCCCCUUGCCAGGACAGUUUGGAGUCCCUGUUAUGCCAGUUCAGGCUAUGACACAACAGGCUACAAGACAUGCUCGCCGGGUGUAUGUUGGUGGUCUUCCACCUACGGCUAAUGAACAGUCUGUAGCAACCUUCUUCAGCCAGGUUAUGGCCGCAAUUGGAGGGAAUACUGCUGGGCCAGGGGAUGCUGUUGUUAAUGUAUACAUCAACCAUGAAAAGAAGUUUGCCUUUGUGGAGAUGAGAUCAGUUGAGGAAGCCAGCAAUGCUAUGGCCUUGGAUGGUAUAAUUUUUGAGGGUGCUCCUGUUAAGGUGAGGAGGCCAAGUGAUUAUAACCCUUCUCUUGCUGCAACACUUGGCCCAAGUCAACCAAAUCCUAAUUUGAACCUUGCUGCUGUUGGGUUGACACCUGGUUCUGCUGGUGGGCUUGAGGGACCUGAUCGCGUUUUUGUGGGUGGUCUCCCAUACUACUUCACAGAAGCACAGAUAAGAGAGCUAUUAGAAUCAUUUGGGCCUCUUCGAGGUUUUGAUCUUGUGAAGGACAGGGAAACAGGAAAUUCAAAAGGAUAUGCCUUUUGUGUCUACCAGGACCUCUCAGUUACUGACAUUGCUUGUGCGGCUCUGAAUGGAAUAAAAAUGGGAGAUAAAACUCUCACUGUAAGACGUGCAAAUCAGGGUGCUUCCCAGCCCAAACCUGAGCAGGAGAAUGUACUGUUACAGGCACAACAGCAGGUGGCCUUGCAGAGACUUGUGUUUCAAGGUGGUGCACUUCCUACGAAGGUUGUCUGCUUGACACAGAUAGUUGGUGCAGAUGAACUCAAAGAUGACGAGGAGUAUGAAGACAUUAUGGAAGAUAUGAAAGGAGAAGGCGGAAAAUAUGGUACGCUGGUGAAUGUUGUCAUCCCGCGCCCGAACCCAAAUGGUGAACCAUCACCUGGAGUUGGAAAGGUGUUCUUGGAGUAUGCUGAUGUUGAUGGAUCAGCAAAGGCUAGGCAAGGACUGAAUGGCAGGAAAUUUGGUGGAAAUCAAGUUGAGGCUGUUUUUUAUCCAGAAUAUAAGUUCCAUGAGGGGGAUUAUGAUGGUUAGGCAGUUCGCCCCCUCUAUCAUUGUGAGGCAGCUCUUAGAUCUUUAUAUCUGUAACAUUAUGCAAAAAUGUUAAAAUUCUCUAUUGUUAGUGUUUCGAAUAGUAGAUAUUCUUAAAUAGGUUGGAUUAGUCGCGUUUCAGGAAGAUUUGAUGUUAUGUCGUGAUCAUAAUGGUAGUAACGCUGAUGUUACAGAUGAUAUUAUUUAUGUAUUCUUAUAUUAAAUUGACCAGGUUGCGUUUCUGAA